CUGUCAACUGACAGUUUGAAUUUUGAUGACGGAAAGAAAAAGGUUAUAAACAGAAAAAUAGGAAAUAAGUUGAAUAAGAUUUGUUUAUUAUUAAUAAUAAAGAAAUAUCGCACAGGUUUUUAGCUCUAGUUGUAUAGUGUAAUAUUGGAAUCUUAGAUUUCUUUUUGCGAAGUCUAUUAAAACUCGAGAGAAGCAACGUGUCCUAGGUUAGGCCGUUAGCGAAUCAUGUUAAUACAGUACUUUAAAUAACAUGACUGAAAGGAAAAUGUGCAAAUUCUACAAUUUGAACGUGCCUGAUCGUCGAUCCGGGGAAGGAGGGCAGGGAGGCCAGGUACAGAACCAUGGCAACAAUGAAGACGAGGAGCGCAUAUCAGACGAGAAUGCGCCUCCUCCUGUACCACCACACGAGCACAAACUGGAGUAUAGUUACUGGAUGUGGUUCUCGCGGCGGCCGCCGGCCCGCGAGCUGUCCGCCUCCACCACCGGCUACGGCCAGGCGUUACGUCUGGUGGGUCGGGUGGCGAGCGUGGAGCAGUGGUGGGGGCUGUACACGCACCUGGCGCGGCCGGCGGACCUGCCGCCGCUGUCCGACUUGCACUUGUUCAAACUCGGCAUCAAACCUAUGUGGGAGGACCCCGCAAACGUCAACGGCGGCAAGUGGGUGGUACGAUUGCGUAAGGCGCAGACGGGGCGUGCGUGGGAAGACCUAUGCAUGGCGAUGUUGGGCGAGCAGUUCAUGGUCGGCCCCGAGCUGUGCGGCGUCGUCCUCUCUGUGCGCUUUCAGGAGGACCACCUAGCGGUGUGGCACCGGACGGCGGCGGACACGGCGGCGGCGGCGCGCGUGCGCGAUGCGCUGCGCCGCAUCCUGCAGCUGCCGGCCGCCGCCAACAUCGAGUACAAGGCGCACGGCGACUGUCUGCGCGCCUCCGCUCCGCAGCCCGACGCCGAGCCCAACUGCCGCCCGGACGCACGAAGGUAUCAGGUCCACACAGCACCCGACUGCCUGACAAUUUCGAACCAGUAGCCCGUAAUCUCAAAUCUCGACACCAAGCCUUAAACAACUCCGCAGACCACAGAGGUGCCCACAGCCAUAAUACACCCGUGGUAGCUAUUAUUUUCCCAAAUUGGACUUUAAGACAUGGUGAUAAGGUUUAACAACCAUUUUGUAAUGCACAUAUGAAAGUUUGUCGUGCGGAUGACUGUAUCAUUUUAAAGUUGGCUUUAUAGUACUAAACGACUUUGCAAAGAAUGACAAAAAAUAUAAUUGUUGAUAAUACGAUUAUAUCUCGAUAUAUUGAUCAGAUUAGGUUUUAGAAUUUCAUUAUUAUCGCUAUUAAUGUUAUUCAGUACGAGUGGAAUAAAGGCCUGUGCAUACCGAAUGCGUACUAAGUACGUCGCUGCAUACGCGUUCCGUGCGCACGGACUUUUAAGUCUGCUUUUUGCAAAUGAAAGCCUCUUUAUAAUGUUAGAUGGUUUUUUGUUCAAUUCAAAAAUUGCCUUAAAAUCCACAAUAUAAUUGAAAUUAAGAUUAUUAUAACUAAUUAUGUUCUAAAACAAUAUUGCAAAGGUAAGCAUUACUUACUUUUUACUUACCAAUUAACAUUAUCGCAUGUUAAAUAAAUUGUUAUUGGCUUUAUUACAAUUUGUAAACAAGCACAUUAUAUACUCAACAUACUCUGUGUUUUCAGAAACAUAAGAAAAUUUCUCGAAAUCUGUCAUAGGUAGCCCAAGUAUCGUUACUUAUGGCGUGCGCACGCGUCGGUUUCUAACAUUUUAAUUCGUGAAUCUUGCGCCCGACAGAAAUAGACUUGCUGAACUUGGUAAAUUGUCCAUUCUCUUUCGCACGUAAUAUUUGUGACAGAGACACAGAUACCCGUCCGAUGAUUACAGCGCACGCCAAUAAGUGAUGUAACUUUAAAUAAUGUUCCUAAAAGCAAUAAAUAUAAAAGUUAGUAAAUCACUCACAUGUAUCGUCAAAAAUAUACUUUUGUUUCGACCUCCUUCAAAAGAGUGAGAUUUGAUAUUUGUUGAUUGUAUUUUAUAAAGUAUUACGAAAUGAACAUGUUUCGACCUGUCUUAAAAUGUUUGUGAUCUUCCAUUGCAAGCUAGUUAAGCCGGUAGAGAUGAAUUUUCACAGGCAAGAAAUAUAUUGAGAUGACAUUUGUCCUGAUUUGAACUAAAAGCUGACAUAAUAACACAUUUAAAAAGUAACCUAAUUCUAUAGUAGUAAAUAAUAAAUUCCAAUGGCGAGUUCGAAUUAGGAUCAAUGGCUUCUUUAAUCGUGAAAACAUUUGUUUGAUUCAGUUAAAAAGACGUGACGUGUAUAGACGUAGGGCCAAUUGCAUUGAUAAUGCACAAAAUACCUACAAAAAAUAUAUAAAACGUUGCGGAUUUAUCGUGCUCUGCGGUUUCUACUUCGUCUAAACAGGUCUUCAGAUUGUUCAAUAGUAAACGUGAAAACUGUAGAAUGAACUCUAUGAUUAUUGUAAUUAGUCUAUGUCGAAUGCGACAUAAUGAUGAAUUUGUGAAGUAUGCCGAUUUGCACUUUAUCGCAACGAUUAUAACGUUUGUUUUUCAUUGGUCUUAAAUUAUGUUUACCGGCUCAAUAGCUUAACUCAAGUUAAAAUGACGCCACUAUCGCAUGUCACAUACUAAAAAAAUGCUUAUAGGAAAUUGCAAUAGCGCGCGUCGUUUCAACUUAGUACAUACAAAUAUCUUACGAGAAUAAUUAGUUUAAAAAUGUUGAAAGGCUCACGGAAGUGUCCCGAGAUUGAGUGUGACCGUGAAGACGUACGUUCUCACUAAGCGCCGCACUCACUUUGCUUUCCGUUGCGUAACUAGAAAGAGAUGCAAAUAUACAAAAGAAAAUGUAAAGACUUCUUUUUCUGUUAUAUAGAUUCCUUUUUUGAACAAGUUGCGACAGAUUGCAAAGUGAGUAGACGUUUCAAACGCCGGUUCGAAUGAUGUACAUAUAGUGAAAUUCAAAUGAGCGCGCAGACUCACUGCUCCGCUUAGGCGAGACAGCGUUGCCACUCCGUCGUUUUACAUAGAUACUGCGUUGAUCUGUGGACGGAGUGCAGUGCGACUGAGCAGUGAGGCCGCCCUCGUAAGCGUUGUGUUCGACGAUAAUUGUUUUGUGAGAACGAGACCACUCUGUUCCCUGUACAGUCAAAUUGAAUACUGAAAAUAAAGAUCAGACUUUGUAUACUUAA
Plodia interpunctella (Indianmeal moth) is the source of this 3212-nucleotide messenger RNA. RefSeq names its product eukaryotic translation initiation factor 4E homologous protein (gene eIF4EHP). The record is from RefSeq and is a predicted model, not a curated record. Gene Ontology annotation, biological process: translational initiation. Gene Ontology annotation, molecular function: RNA 7-methylguanosine cap binding; translation initiation factor activity. Gene Ontology annotation, cellular component: cytoplasm; eukaryotic translation initiation factor 4F complex. Lineage: Eukaryota; Metazoa; Arthropoda; Insecta; Lepidoptera; Pyralidae. The transcript is spliced from 5 exons. The coding region runs from base 251 to 1024 and encodes 257 amino acids.